AUGGCAGCUGAGUUCGGGGUCCAAAUGGCGGCCCAACUCCAUUUCACUGAUAUGGUACUGGAAUCGGAUUGCUUGACGCUGAUACAGAAGCUACAUAACCCAGCGCGGCAGCAGGAUGAACUUGGUGUUCUUGGACGCAGCAUCCGACGAUUGCUACAGGAGACAGGGCGGGGGGAGUGGAAACAUAUUUGUCGAGAAGCAAAUGAAGCGGCGCACGUCAUGGCUCAUGCAUACACAGGGUGGAAUGAGCGUGUAGUUUGGGUGGACAGGCCACCAAAUUUUCUUUUGGAUCAACUGUUGCAGGAUAAUGUAACGACCUCACUUGAUUAA
Messenger RNA from Linum tenue, 330 nucleotides. Lineage: Eukaryota; Viridiplantae; Streptophyta; Magnoliopsida; Malpighiales; Linaceae. The record is from the annotation of a GenBank genome assembly.